AUGACUUCAACUUCAACUUCUAGCGAUGAUGUCGCCUUUACACUCACCUAUGUUCCAAAAAUUGCCCCUGCCAUCGUAUUCUCUGUUGUGUUUGGUCUCAUGUUUGUCUUUCAACUCGGCCACGAAAGGAGGUUCAAGGCCAAGCAUAAAGAUACUUCUACUGACAGAGACUGGUUGAGAUUUAGUAUCAUCGCUCAUAUGUUCAAACUUGCAAUGGGUCUUGAGAUGGGUGGUUAUAUUGCCAGAAUAUUUAUUAAUAAGAACCCCGAUCAAACAGCUCCAUACGUGAUUCUGACUUUAUUAACUGUUAUUGCCCCCAAUUCAUUCACUGUUUGUUUGAUUUUGUAUUAUGGUGAAGUUAUUAGAACUAACAACGCACAAAGAAGUUGUUUAUUACCUGAGUGGUGGAUAACCAAAAUGUUUCUUUUCCAAAUUCUUUUUGCUGUGGUUUUUGCAAUCUCUGGUUCAGUUUUACUUACUACCGAUACCUCCAAGUAUAAUGUCGCUCGUGCCCUACUUAUUGUUUGUUUCAGUAUCUUAUUAUUGGUUCUGGUUACCGUUCUCUUGGUCUUAAUUCAUUUCUUCAUAAAGAAUUCGAGUGCAGUCAAAACCUUAACAGGGAAGAAAUUGGAAUUUGAAAUUAGAGUUAAAGCAACAAGAUACUAUUGGAAAAAUCUUACUUUAGCAUUGAUUGUGAUCUUUCUACUUCUUAUUGUGAGAAAUAUUUACCGUUUAGCAGGAAUGAUUGAAGGCUAUGGAGGUCAAAUCUUUCAACAUGAAGUUUAUCAAUAUGUUUUGGAUGCAACAAUGAUUGCUAUUGCUGGGUUUACAUUCAUUGCCUGUUGUAAUAUUGCUACAUUGGCUUACGUGAGAGCUGAUUACAACGCUAUCUUUGGCUAUGAUGGUAAUUACAAAGAGUUUGAUACUGCUAGUCAACAAGCUUAA
Lizanozyma spartinae is the source of this 945-nucleotide messenger RNA. RefSeq lists its product as uncharacterized. Gene Ontology annotation, cellular component: membrane. The record is from RefSeq and is a predicted model, not a curated record. The transcript has a single exon. NCBI's taxonomy places the organism in Eukaryota, Fungi, Ascomycota, Pichiomycetes, Serinales, Debaryomycetaceae. The coding region runs from base 1 to 945 and encodes 314 amino acids.